This is a messenger RNA of Cololabis saira (Pacific saury), 5346 nucleotides long. RefSeq names its product alpha-2-macroglobulin-like. The coding region runs from base 32 to 4606 and encodes 1524 amino acids. NCBI's taxonomy places the organism in Eukaryota, Metazoa, Chordata, Actinopteri, Beloniformes, Belonidae. Gene Ontology annotation, cellular component: extracellular region. The transcript is spliced from 36 exons. The record is from RefSeq and is a predicted model, not a curated record. Gene Ontology annotation, molecular function: endopeptidase inhibitor activity.
CUGCAGCAGCAUCAUCCGUGUCCUGGAGACGAUGAUGAUGAUAAUGGCUCCAGUCCUGCGCGGGGGCGCGCUCCUGCUCUCGGUGCUCGUGCACGCGGCGGCGGCCGCGAGCCUCAACGACACGACUUUUGCAGUGACUAUCAGCUCCUCCCUGAUUGGAGGGAGCCAGGAGACGUUGUGUGCCCUGGUCCAGAACCCUACGGAGCCCGUCACCCUGAACAUCGCCCUGGAGAUGGAGCCGACCAGCGGCGAGAUCGUGGACCAGUCGGUCAAGCAGGACUUCUACAGCUGCUUCAAGUUCCAGGUUCCUACCGUGGUCAAGGAAACCGUGGCGACCGUGAAUGUCACCAUCCGGGGUGAGAGCGGCAUUCUGAACAAGAAGAGCAAAGUCCUGAUUGCACCUCCGUCUUUUAUCCACAUCGUCCAGACCGACAAACCCAUCUACAAACCGGGACAAACUGUCCAGUUCCGGAUUGUCUCCAUGGAUACCAGCUUCAUCCCUGUGGACCGCGUGUACAAAGAGGUGACUCUCACGGGUCCCGGUUCCAACCGCAUCGCCCAGUGGCUGGAUAAGGCCAUCGUCAACGGCAUCCUCGACCUCGCACAUCCCACAAUCCCCGAAGCUGACCAAGGGAGGUACUACAUCACUGCCAUGACCAACAAAGGAGAGAUGAUAUAUCACGGAUUUGACAUCAAGGAAUAUGUUCUGCCAACGUUUGAAGUAAACAUGCACCUGCCUGAAGUGAUAAGCAUCCUGGAUAAGGACGCCACGAUGAGGAUCUGUGGAAAAUACACAUACGGGAAACCAGUUCUGGGUUCAGUGAGAGCAGAGUUUUGUAGACAUAUCGUCGUGCAUUACUGGACAUCACCAUCUCAUCCGGGAGACAUCUGCAAGACUUUCCAGCUGAAGACGGAUACGAGUGGAUGUGCCACACAGGUGGUGGACCUGGCCGACUUCCACCUCCACAAGAAGCGCUACUACGACCAUUUUCUCGUGUCUGCUGAACUGGUGGAGGACGGCACCGGGGUCAUUCUUGAAGCCUCUGGGAAGAUCACCAUCACCAGUCAGAUAAGAACUGUCACCUUCCAGGAUGUACCUGAAGCGUACAAGCCCGGCCUCCCGUUUGACGGAAAGGUGAAAAUGGUCGGUCCAGACAGCAAACCUGUUUUCAAUGAGACGAUCUACCUGUUCGUUGUAAACAACGGAACCACUGACACGUUGAUGUUCACCACAGACCUGCGAGGCAUCGCUCUGUUUUCUCUGGACACCUCCCUGUGGACACAUGGCAUAUCUUUGACGGCGCACUCUAAAAGCACGUUGGAUGACGGACCAAAAAACUACGAAGUGCGGAAACCGGAUUAUGACCGGGCCUCCCAUUCCGUCACAGAGUUUUACUCCAAGAGCAGGAGUUUCCUGAAGCUCCUGCAGGUGGGCGAGGCGUUGGCCUGCGACAGAGACGCAGCGCUGCAGGCUCAGUACAUCAUCCAGGGGGAGGAGCUGAAGGACGGACAGGAGACCCUUGACUUCUUCUUCCUGGUUGUGUCCAAAGGUGCGAUCGUGCAGCACGGCAGUAUCCCAGCUGACGUCAAAGCAGGAAAAGUCAACCGAGGAGAGCUGACCAUAUCCCUGGGCCAGGUGACCAAGCUGGCGCCGAUCGCCCAGGUGGUGGUUUACACGGUGAUGCCCGGCGGAGAGGCGGUGGCCGACAGCAAGGACUUCCCCGUCCAGCGGUGCCUCAGCAACAAGGUGUCCAUGAAGUUCUCCUCCGUCCAGACGCUUCCAGGAAGCUCGGUCAAGCUGACCCUGGAGGCGCAGCCGAGGUCCCUGUGCUCCGUCCGAGCCAUCGACCAGAGCGUCCUGCUGCUGCAUCCAGAGAAGGAGCUCACCGUCGACCACGUGUUCAACCAGCUGAGUGUCAAGAAGAUGUCGGGAUACCGCUACAUGGUCGAAGACUCUGACAGGUAUCCCUGCUUGAUGGACCUAUUUUCAUUUGUUCCUGACCCUGUGCCGGCACUUGAACCUCGGCGGGAACUUGAACCUCUGCGGGAACUUGAACCUCUGCGGGAACGUGAACCUCUGCGGGAACUUGAACCUCUGCAGAUAGUUAAAUUUCUGCCGGUUCUUGAACUGCCAGAACUUGAACCUCUGCCGGAAGUUGAAGCAGUGACUGAAGUGGUACCUGAACUAGACGUUCCACCAGCAGACAAACCCCGGGCAAAGCGUUCCUUCUACAGGAACUACAGGAACGAUAAGAAGGAUGAUGUCUACAGCGUCUUCAAAGAAAUCGGAGUAAAAAUGAUCACAAACUCUGAUGUGAAAAGGCCUAUUGGUUGCUUUUCCGUUGAAGUUUCUCACCAUGUUACGUACGCUGCUUUGCCUGGUGGAGGAGGUCGGCGUGGAAAUACUAAGGAGACUAAGGAGACUAUUAGAAAAUACUUCCCUGAGACCUGGAUUUGGGACCUGGUAUCUAUAGGAGACAACGGGUCAGCGAACGUGGACAAGACGGUACCAGACACCAUCACCAAGUGGGCGGGCGGGGCCUUCUGCAUCUCCCCCGCGGGCUUCGGCAUGGCCCCCAGCGUGGGCCUCACCACCUUCCAGCCGUUCUUCGUCAGGCUCACGCUGCCCUACUCCGUCAUCAGAGGGGAGGUGUUCACGCUCAAGGCCACCGUCUUCAACUACCUCUCCUCCUGCGUCCGGGUGAGGGUGACGCUGGCCGACUCGGAUCAGUACACCGUCAAAAGCUGCGACGACUGCCUCUACGAAGAGUGUCUGUGCGGAGACGAGAGCAAGACCUUCUCCUGGGCCGUGACUCCAACUGAAAUCGGAAGUGCCAGUCUGAAGGUCAGCGCAGAGGCCCUCGACUCUGUCCAGCUGUGUGGCAACGAGGUGGUCACCGUCCCCGACGUGGGCCGGAUCGACACAGUGAUCCGCACGCUGCUGGUGGAGGCUGAGGGGACGCCACAGAUGGUCAGUCACAACGCUCUGCUGUGCCCUCAAGAUGGACCCGUGCAGAAGAGCAUCUCCCUCCAGCUGCCUGAGGAGUUCAUCGCUGGAUCUGCCCGGGCCUCCGUCUCCGUGCUGGGUGACCUGAUGGGCCGGGCCAUGAAGAACCUGGACAAGCUCCUGGCCAUGCCGUACGGCUGCGGGGAGCAGAACAUGGUGCUGUUCGCCCCCAACAUCUUCAUCCUCAACUACCUACAGAGCACCGGCCAGCUGACCGACGCCAUCCUGACGAGGGCCAAGAACUUCCUGGAGAGCGGGUAUCAGCGGGAGCUCAGGUACAAGCACGACGACGGCUCCUACAGCGCCUUCGGGAAAAGCGACGACACUGGAAACACCUGGCUGACAGCUUUUGUGAUGAAGUCCUUCGGUGGGGCGAGACCGUACAUCUUUGUGGACGACAAGCACAUCAAUGUUGCCAGGGACUGGCUGACUGGACUCCAGAAACCGGACGGCUGCGUCGCGUCCGUGGGGAAGCUCUUCCACAACGAGAUGAAGGGCGGAAUCAGUGACGACGUGUCCCUGACGGCCUACGUCACCGCUGGCCUGCUGGAGCUGGACGGGAACACCACCGUGGAGGAGGUGCAGAAGGGCCUGGGAUGUCUGAAAGCGGCGGUCACCACACAGAUGGACAACCUGUACACCACCGCCCUGUUCUCCUACACCUUCACCCUUGCCGGAGACGAGGAAAUGAGGAGCAAGCUCAUCACCUACCUGCACCAGAAGUCCACCAUAGAGGGAGGAACCCGUCACUGGCAGAGGGAUGGCGCUUCCAAGAAGCGACUGGACUCUCUGGAGGUGGAGAUGACGUCCUACGUGCUGCUGGCGCUGCUGUCCGGCCCGGUGCUGCCGGGAUUCGGUUUGGAUUACGCCACAAGCAUCGUCCGCUGGCUCACGCAGCAGCAGAACCCGUACGGUGGCUUCUCCUCCACACAGGACACGGUCGUGGCCCUCCAGGCGCUGGCCAAGUACGGCGCUGCCACCUACAGUCCAGACGGCCUCACUACGGUGAAGGUCACGUCUGCAGGGGGCUUGAACUUAGGGUUUGUGGUGCGGGAGGACAACAGGCUGCUGUAUCAGGAGGAAAAGCUGAGCGAGAUCCCUGGAGAGUAUGUCAUCAGAGCCGAGGGACAGAGCUGCGUGAUGGCGCAGAUCUCCAUGCAUUACAACAUCCCGCCUCCUGCCGACUUCUCCGCCUUCCAGAUCUCCACCAGCGUCGAGGCGCAGUGUGACGCCACCCGUCCACAGCUCAGGCUCUCCGUCACCGUCAAGUACCAGGGAAGGAGAGAUGAGACCAACAUGGUCCUGAUCAACAUCAAGCUGCUGUCCGGAUACGUCCUGGACAAGAAGUCCCUCGACCUGCUGCAGCGCAAGCUCUUGGUGAAGCGCGUGGACGCGGGAGAAGGACUCAUGGACAUCUACUUGGACGGGCUGAAGAAGGACGAGACCGAGACCUUCAGCGUGACUCUGGAGGAGGACCAGAAGGUCCGGAACCUGAAAGCCGCCGUGGUCAAAGUGUACGACUACUACCAGACGAGCGAUGAAGCCGUGGCCGAGUACAACUCCCCCUGCGCAGAGAGUGACAGCGUCAACGAACUGUGAAUCCACUUCCUGUGCCGCUCCGGCGAGAACAAGCUGCUGGAGAAACCGACGUCCAGGAGCCAGAUGCAUGAAACUCUGCAGCUAUUUUAUCUGCGGUGAUUGAUGUUUCUGAGCCAGCGUACCGAGGGGUGGAACCCUCAUCUGGUAGUUUUAGGGACUUUUUAUAUUCUUUUUAUUGUGAAUUUAUGGUAGUCGGUAUCAGUUCCUGUCACGUGUCAUCAUUGUCUCUGCUGGUCUGUGAAUGGGCGGAAACAGUCCUGCUGGACUUAAGGACCAGAACCGCUUCAGUCCCGUCGGUCAGCUCUGCUGCGGCGGCGAGGGGGAGCGAGCUGAUCGGGACGAGGCGUUCAUAAGCUCUCAUCACACUGGUCUUUCCAGAUCCACCCCCACCCAACUCCCCGGGCCCCAGACCCUCAUCCCCCUGGACUUCUCCGGAUCAGUGACCCCCCCAGCUCAUGUCAGAGAUCGGAAGGAUCCGGCGGACUCAAGGAAACCAGCCCAAACUCUGUGAUAGUCGUUAAUAGAUGGGACAAAAAUCCACAUGUUCAUACAUGACAGUGACACACGAGACAGACGGUUCCAGUUACAGGAUGGUCCGAGUGCCGAUUGUGAGUCUGUUUUGUGUCUGACAAAGAAAAAAAAACGAGUUGUGUGGGUGGUGGUGGGUUAUGUAUCUGCAGACAUUUGUUGUACCGUGAAGUGUAGGUACUGUUUUAAAUCCGACAAUAAAAGCUCUAAAA